GUCGCUGUACCCCUAUGCUACCGCGGAGCAGAUAUGUUGCGUUACUAACUCGCGUCAGACUGGGAUUUUCACAACGAAAAGAUGCGCCUGCACUGGAUUGAAAUAAUAAAAGAAACCAGAAGAAGUCGGGGAAAAACUUUGCCCAACUAUGUCCAAACUUUAAUACACUAAAACCCAAAUAACUUCUCACCAGUUUCGAGUCUGUUAGCAUUGUUUUAUCUCCCCCACUAUUGCCAUUGGACGCGGUUUUUUUUUUUUUUUUUUCUUCUGGAGGAGUCCAGUCUGAUGAAUUCACCGAAAAAAGACGGAGACGAUGAUGUGCCCGUUAAAGACCCGGUAAAAUACGGCGAGUUGGUCAUUUUGGGGUACAAUGGAUCUCUUCCAACUGGAGACCGUGGGCGCAGAAAGAGCCGCUUCGCUCUGUACCGACGUGCUAAGGCCAAUGGCGUCAAACCCAGCGCUGUGCACAUCCUCAACACACCACAGGACAGCAAGGCUGUCCACAGCAGAGGGCAGCACAGCAUCUCUUUCACUCUGUCCCGUAACCAGACAGUGGUGGUGGAGUACUGCCAUGACAACAACACAGACAUGUUCCAGAUUGGACGUUCCACAGAAAGUCCAAUUGACUUUGUGGUGACGGAUACCUCUGGAGGGGGGAAGGAAGGGGAAGACCCCUCCAUCGCGCCAAGCACCAUCUCACGCUUUGCAUGCAGAGUCGUGUGUGAACGCAACCCACCUUACACUGCACGCAUCUACGCUGCCGGCUUUGACUCCUCCAAGAAUAUCUUCUUAGGGGAAAAAGCAACCAAAUGGAAAAACCCGGAUGGGCAUAUGGAUGGCCUGACAACAAACGGAGUGUUAGUGAUGCACCCAGAAGGUUUCCCAGAAGACCCCAAGCAGGGUCUGUGGAGGGAGAUCUCUGUGUGCGGAGAUGUAUACGCCCUGCGAGAGACACGAUCCGGACCCAGCCGAGGCAAACUGGCGGAGGGUGAGAGCAGUGCGUUACGUGAUGGUUCCCUGGUUGACCUGUGUGGUGCCACACUGCUGUGGCGUACAGGUGAGGGGUUGAUGCGUGCGCCCACCCUGCGUCAUCUUGAAGCGCUUCGUCAGGAGCUAAACGCGUCCCGACCUCAGUGUCCUGUAGGCCUCAGCACACUGGCCUUCCCCAGCCUGCCACGCAGCCACAGCCUUGAGGACCGUCAGCCCUGGGUCUACCUCGCUUGCGGCCAUGUCCACGGACGUCACGACUGGGGCCAAAGAUCUGAGGGGGAGGAGCUGCCAGGAGAGGGGGAGGGCUCCACCACCCGGAGAGAAUGUCCCCUUUGCAGAACCGUAGGUCCCUAUGUGCCGCUGUGGCUGGGCUGCGAGCCUGCGGUGUACGUGGACGCUGGGGCUCCCACUCAUGGUUUUGUGCCGUGCGGCCACGUCUCCUCAGAGAGGACAGCCAGGUACUGGGCCGAGACCCCGCUCCCCCAUGGGACGCACGCCUUCAGACCCAUCUGCCCGUUCUGCUCCACUGCCCUCAGUACACCUGGCUGGACGCGGCUCAUCUUCCAGGGCCCCAUCGACUAGUUGCCACUCCUCAGAAACCACUUUUACUAUCACAGUAACAGAAACAUAAAAAUGCCUGAGCUUCAUUCAUGAUGCAGGCGUUGAUCAGUGUUCAGUAUGGAUAGUUUAUUGAUAAGGAGUUCAAAGCAUGUGUGCCCUACACUCAGGUGGUUACACAUUCAGUGUGCAUAACAAACACUGGUCAAUGUUGUUUCUGAAUGCAGCUCUGGGAUGAAGAACCCCUCCCCUUGUUUAUCCUUGCUUGUUGAUUGGCGUAGGAUCUGGAGAAUAGGUGAAAAAGUUAACUCAACAUGUUGUCCUCCAUCAUGGAGACGCUUUUUUCAUUCCAACCAAAUGCAACACAAUCUGAUCUGACACAAAUGAGCUGAAACGAUGCUGCUUGCCCCUCUUCACUCAAUUGUUUUCACAUUAUAAUCAAAAUACCCAAUUUUUCAUUAACUAUAUCCUGUCAUUAAAUUAAAAAAACCGAUCCAAAUACUGUUUCAGAAGCCAUGUAUGAAAUAAUGAGUAGCUUUUUGCACAUAAGAAAAUAAUGGCCUUUUUGUCUUAGGUGAUCUGCAGCAUCUGUCUGCCCUUUACUCAGUGAAACACCACUGCUUGCACUACUUGGCCCGAUAUCCUUAAUUUAAAACAUGCUACUGUAAUUAUUGCUAAAUGCUGCAACUCUUUAUAUUGUUACUUUAAUCACCUCUCACCUUUACCUUUGACUCACUUUCUCUUUGUAGGUUUGCUGACUUUCCUAGUUACUUUUCUGAAUGACCGGCUGAUUUGUAGUCAUACCUCUCAGUAGGCUGGCAUAUAAACUACUUAGGCUAAAUGUGUGAGGUUGUGAGGUGAUAUGUGAGGCUGUUAUUCAGCAUGUCAACAGUUAAACCUAGUCAUUAAGACAUUUCCCCCUCCAAAAUCAUACACUGUUUUCAUUAUCCUCAUGUAUCAUAGUAGAAUCUAUGCAGAGAGCUCAUUCAUGAGACCCCUUUGUGUAGUAUAAGGUUGGAAUGAAAGCGUGCCGACUAUUUGAUUAUCUCCUCAUCUCAAGAGAGAACACUCACCACUGUGUGAUCCCACCACAAAGACAUCACCUGUUGAGCCCAGAUCUUAUCCCCAUCAUCAAGUAGGAGCGAGGAUAAGCCAGGUCUAGGGAUGAAACUGGGUAUAAAAUCCACUUCACAACUCUCUACAGCAAUAAGAGCACUCCCAUAGAUAAGCUAGAUGUUGUGCUAUGUUUAGCCAAGUGUUAAGUCUACAGUCGCAUCAAACAUGGCUGAAUGGUUUUCAGGUUAAGGGCUUAACCAGAGGCGUGUUCAAUAUUUAGGUUUUUGAUCUAAGAGAGUGUGAUUAAACCAAAGCACUAGACUUUAAAAGUGAGUAAUUAGAUACCUGAUGUUUAUUUAAAUCCUCAUUUCAGAUGCAUAUUUAGCCUUAACAUGCUAACAAAAACUAGCAUGUAUAGUCUGCAGAGGAGUGCAGCAGCCGACUGUCACUGCUGUGUUAAAUUGAACACGCUUCUGGUUACUGAAUAAUGCUAAACAGGGUCCAUGUUGUUAUGAUGGAGUGUCAAAAAGGUUUGACCUUGUAUAACCUCAAAAGAGAACCAUUUUUGUUGUUUUUAAGAAAAAAUAUUUUGUUAGGGAAUGGGGAGGGAUUUAUUUGGGGAAGGGGGGAUGAAUUCUUUUAGGUGUUCAGUGUUAAAAAAAAAAAAACAACAACUAUUUUUCUAACUGAUGAUUGGUUAUAGUUAACCACUGUUCCUCAGUGUAAGCAAGUUCUGUAUGUUUCUGAAUAUUCUCAUGUGGUAGGUGUAGGAGAGCUUGUGAGUGAGAAAACAUUGCCAACACUGUGUCCAACAAACACACUCAACACACUGCUACCGUUAAAACAUUGCCCAGACAAUGAAUGUAGCCAAAUACUCGGGCUAUAUUUAGCCUUCCCUGGUGCUCAUAUUGAAUGGUCUAUAUUGUGAUACUAUUUUUGUAACUGAAUAUUAUGGUGUAGCUUGGUGAUAUAGGUCAGAAAAAAAAGGUUGGAUAAUUUCAAUAAUAGCCUCAAGUAUGGAAGAUGUAUAACUGAUAAAACACGCUCACAUGGAAAUUGUGUCUCGCUUGCAUGUGCUGAACGUUCACAUACAGUAUGUACACUACACGUACACUUACUCGAAAACUUUGCACGGUUGAUCACCAACCCGGCAUUCAUGCUGAGACCGUUUGUCACAGACCAAGAUGUCUUCCGGCUUUUCAAACUGCAACAUUUCUGUUUGGUUUAUUUUUUAUUUUGUCGGGACGACCUCUCUAAAAGAAAAAAAAAAAACAAAAUAGAGCAAACAAGCCUAAAAAAAAUCCUAAUACUUGAUGGAUGUGUGAAGUUUGUGAAUGAGAUCUAUUGAAUCCCACUUUGUUCUACUAUGCUAAUAUUUUCCACCAAAUACACUGCAGAAAGAUGUCCACGUCAACACUUGUUUUCACUUUGUAUUUAGACCGAUCAUGGAACAUCUUAAAGUCAGCCUUCUGUUUUCAAAAAAGAUUCUUGUUUCCAUUUGAAGUCUGAAUACAAGAUGAAAAACUCCUUGCAGUGCAGUGGAUAAUGGAUGUAGUGUUGAUCAUUUCUGUAGCUCAGGAUUAGGGAUUUAGGAUUCACAGCUGGUGAGGCCUGAAAACUGAUCAUUUCACAAAAAAAAAAAAAUCAAUGUGAGGAAUCAUUGAAAGUAAAGGCCAAAACAUAGAAGGCAUUGUGUUGGGUAGACACGACACAAUCAGUCACAUAUAGAUCUCUGUAUAAAUAGAGUCUUGUGAAUGGAACAGGCUGUGAAAACAUCUUGAUCAGCUGGCCUUUACUAAGCAAGCCAAAUCCGGUGAAUCCUGCUUAUAAGAUGAUAUAUACAACGAUUAAUGUAACACACAUUGGCAUGUGGAUGGAAGAAAUGUUGCAGCACCCCCAUCGGC
This is a messenger RNA of Labrus mixtus (cuckoo wrasse), 4508 nucleotides long. Its product is annotated as E3 ubiquitin-protein ligase pellino homolog 2. The record is from RefSeq and is a predicted model, not a curated record. The transcript is spliced from 7 exons. Gene Ontology annotation, biological process: regulation of Toll signaling pathway; protein polyubiquitination. Gene Ontology annotation, molecular function: protein binding; ubiquitin protein ligase activity. NCBI's taxonomy places the organism in Eukaryota, Metazoa, Chordata, Actinopteri, Labriformes, Labridae. Bases 286 to 1572 code for a protein of 428 amino acids.